GACGAAAUAAAAGCUAAAUAUUCAGCAAAGUAUCACAAAUUGCGUCUGAAGAACAAAUGGAAAUUACCUUCUAGAAAGUUCAUUGAAGAUAUUCUAUAUGAAUAUACAAUAAAUUUGGACCUUAAAAGCUAUUUACACAGUUUUAUAAUCGAUAUAAGUGAUAAAACGAUCAUGAAUCUUUUCAGUGAACCUGACCAGCAACAUAUCAGAGAACCGCAAGUAGAUGAUAAUUUGCUAGAUUUUCUUUUAUGCUACUGACAAUAAAUAAACUAAUCAAGAAGAUUACAAGACAAAUGCACAAAGACUUACUGUCUUGGCCAAAAUAGUUCUUAUAAUAUAGGUAUUGGGAAACCAAUUUGAGAAAAAUAUUUGAUAUUUUUUAUAAGGGUCAAAUGAUAAAAGAAGAGGUUUCUCAGAGGCAAUCAAUAAUUAAUGAUCACAUGUUUGGAUUGAUUAA
Rhizophagus irregularis DAOM 181602=DAOM 197198 is the source of this 457-nucleotide messenger RNA. NCBI's taxonomy places the organism in Eukaryota, Fungi, Glomeromycota, Glomeromycetes, Glomerales, Glomeraceae. The record is from RefSeq and is a predicted model, not a curated record.